GACGGAAAUAUCAAGGAACUUGCUCUAGCACUCUGAUCGAUAAAGAUUCCCUUUGACGGAGACCCCCCCCCCCAUAACUCAGACGGAAGGUCCCCUGGACUGGGAUGAUGAGCUCUAUGUCGAGCCUGACGUCAUCCCACGAUACAUGCCUCCUUUAUCCACUUCGUCCACUAGAAUUCUUGUUCUGGACCUCUUUGGUGCCAUCCUUGGUCGUGAUGGUGCUAUAAACGAUGCUAUGCGUUUGCUAUCACCAUUGUAUUCCGACAGAUGCCGACUGUCUGAACUGCAUCUCGAAUACGAAUUUAUGAGACACAAAGACCAUGUUGACACACCCUAUAUAGAUAUCGUGCACCACGCUUUGGAGGAUGUCUGUACUUUUCUGGAACUGCCGCUCAACGAAGUAGUAUUCCGCGAAGCUGUCCAGAUUAUACUGCAGCCUGGUUUAUAUGCCGAUGCAGAAGCAGCUGUGGGGACGUUCCUGGAUCAGGGUUAUGCGCUGCUCGGUCUUCCGAUCCCGGACGCGAAGUAAUUUUCACUUCCUCAGCUUCCAUCUGGUCUCCAUGUUGACAAUGAACCUGCGCCCCUUUCGGAUCUCUUCUGCCAACACCACCCCAUUUUUUCUGGCCUCUUGGAGCGCUAUCGCGUAGCAUGGGGCAUCGCCGAGAAAAACCAGGUUCUUGUAGUGACUUCCAGCCCUUCCCGAGUGAUGGAACCGG
Messenger RNA from Suillus subaureus, 716 nucleotides. RefSeq lists its product as uncharacterized. The transcript has 2 exons. Bases 146 to 529 code for a protein of 127 amino acids. Lineage: Eukaryota; Fungi; Basidiomycota; Agaricomycetes; Boletales; Suillaceae. The record is from RefSeq and is a predicted model, not a curated record.